AUUAUUCAUCUGCUUUGACAUUUGCCAUCCAUAUCCUAUCCAUCUUCAUUUUUCAUUUUCUAAAGGCAGAUAGGUUGCCAGAAAAAUAAAGUGGUGCAGUUUUAGAAACACUUAGAAAUGGCUAGCUUAUUAGCGAAAAGCUUUAGAGCAGUGUGUAGAAAUUCCUCGUCUUUACGAUCUUUCAGCACAAGGCCUUUGGCAGUCACAUUAGUAAAUAGAUGCAAUGAUAUUUUACAAAAUAGCCCACAAAGUAAAUCUUGCUCCUUGAUCGAUGUACAGACUAGAUUCUAUUCACCAGAGGUAAUAAAAACUAAACCUUCUGAAGACGAAAUCAAACAAAGGGUGCUGAAAGUGUGUUCUUCAUAUGAUAAAGUUACUGCAGAAAAGGUACCUACUUAUAUCAAUAUUUUUUAUUUCAGAGACUCUCACCACAACAGAGAAGUUACAGUUCUAAGCCACCACUGACUUUGCAACUCAUUGGUGAAAGAGUUUUGUUAGUAUUAAAAUUGUAUGACAAAAUUAAUCCAGAAAAGGUACAGUAGUACACAUAAAUAUUGUUUCUAGCAUUGCUAAUGUCAGUUUUAUUAAAAGUUAUGUAUAUUUUUUAAGAGCUGUAAUCUUUUCUGGGAAUAGUACCAAAAUAAUUGGGAAAACAAAAUAAAUUUUUAUUUUUUAUUUGAAUUUUUAUGUAUGGUAAAAAACCCCUUUUUAUCUUAUAGUACUUUAACCAAGCAGUUUCAGUAUACUGACAUCUUUGUCUUCUAACACCAUUUUGAAGCUUUAAACUUUAAUGCCAAAGGUUUUGUUGAUGUGCUCGACAUUUUCUGUUAUUUUGAGUGACAAAAAUCAUUAAAUGUAUUAAACAUUAAAUCAUGAAUACUGAGAUGCAGUUAUUUUGUCAACUAUUGUCCUCUCUCUAAAAAUGAGUGAAGAGUGUCUUAUUGGUGGUACUCUAGAAAUUGGCAAAUAAUCCAUUUCUUAGUUAAAUAUUCAAAUGUUUUAUUAUAUUAUUCCAGAAAAGAUCAAGAUUUAAAAAAUUAAUGAUUUUUGGGUUAUUAUAAUUAUUAGCUAAGACUCUAAGCGUUCAACAUUAAAGGAUCAAUGUUAAAGUUUAGAUAUCAUGAUUUCAUACUAAAAUAAAAAUGAUUUAGCAUGUUGAAACAUAAUAUGAUUUAGACCUGUUAACUUAAAUUGUGGUUACAGUCUCUUCCAUGUGAUCUUUUGCUUGUAGAAUGAUUAUUAGUAGUUUAUGUUGAAAAGGUUUUUCUAUCCUUUAAAUUCAAAAUUGCUUGCUUGUUCAAUGAUACUCAGAACAAUAUUCCGCAAAUUUGUUUAGACAUAAAAGCAAUCAAGUCACCUAUAAGUAAAAGAUCAUCAAUUUUUCAGUAUUUCUAAGCAAUUUUUUUAUUUAGGUUUUUAUUUGUCCAGUUCUUAGAAUAAAUUUUACGAAAUAUAUAUUGCAUUCUUCAGAAGAUCAACAGGCUUUCAAAUGUUUAAGGCCUACAAUUUUCAAAUGUGAGGAGGAGCUUAAAUAAAAAUAUUUGUAUUAUGCCUUUACAAGCACUUAAACUGAAUUAUCUACAGUAUUUCUACAAAAGUCUAAUAUAAAAUCUUUCAGAAAGAUUUCAUACACAUACAUAAUUGUUCCUCUUCUACUGUUAUGGAGGCAGAAAGAUUUCAAAACUGAAACCAUUGUCUGUUUAAGAGAUACUAAAUACAUGUAUUACAUAUUCUGAAAUGUAUCUGGAAUCUUUAAUAUAUACACUCGCGAUCAUAAAAUACGGGUCACUUUGAAACUCACUGAUAUUUCAUUUUUAACAAGCUUUAUCGUAAAUAAUAAUGAUAACACAGAUACAAGCUAAUGCAUGUUUCUGAGAAUUGUUGUCGGCUUAGCUGUUUCCUUUGUAACAAAGAAUUUCAAUAGUGCCGAUUUCGUGGAAAACUAUACACUUCCUAAAAUGAAUGCUACCCGUAACUGCUGCUUGUUUUAAAUGUCUCAUUUGUGCUUCAAUUUUCUGUUCAAACGCAACAAAUAAAUGUUUAUUAUUGCAAACAGUUAUUAUAGUAACAAUAAAACACUGAAAACUUUGUUUUCAAACUUCCACAAAAUUUAUUUUAAUCUCUUAUUACUACAGCAGUUUCAGCUGAUUGUCUUUCUCAAGUGAUCUAUUUUUGGUAUGCGUUUACAUUUUAUAGUCUCUAAUGAAAUAGGUUGAGGGGGGGAGAACUGUCUGUAUCAAGUUGGUCAUUCAGAAUUAUAUCUGUGUUUUUUAAUUUGUUGAUUUCCAUAGAUUCUAUCUAGCAAGGAUAGUUUAAGUCCUUUAUUUUGAAUGUGAAGAAUUUUGAAUUUGUCAUUAAAAGAAUGAUUGUGAUCUAGAAGGUGAAGUGCGUAAGUAGAAUCUGUUUUUCUAUUAUUGAAAGUUUUAUGUUCUGCUAUUCGUUUAUUAAAGUUUCUACCAGUUUGACCGAUGUAAGUUUUUGGGCAGUCGCCACAUUUAAGUUUGUACACACCACUGUGUAAGUGUUUUUUAUUUUGGCUCUUGUUUUUGAUAUAUUUGCUUAGGUUGUUAUUUGUUCGGAAAGUUGGUGUUAUUCCUUUCUUUUUUAUGUGUUUGGCUAUUUUAGUUGAUGUUUAGUAGUUGUGUUUGGCUGAAAACCUUCAAUUUCUUACUAUUGACAGGUAGAGAAGUAAAAAAUUCUCGGCAACUCAGUGGAAUGAGUUUGAAGUUGACUGGCCUACUUUAUUUCUGCAAUAUCAUAUUUAAAUAGAACAUUAUUAGGUUCUUCUGGUAGCCACGACAAUUCCCGCAUUUUAUUAAUUUUUACUGGAUUAAAAGGUUUGUUCAUUCCACAGUUUUUACCAUGUCAGAAAAUUUUAUAAAGUCUGCUUGGGACAUUUCUUUUACUGUGUAGGGUUGGCCAGUUGCUUUCGCCUUUUUUAAUAAUGUAAUACAUUGACUUGGGGUAUAGACAGCACCCUGCCGCUUUUUAGCUGUCUCUAUUACUGCAUGCAUACUAUCUCCUUCAUUCUGAGUAUGCCUUUCUCUAAAAACCUGUGUGUUAUCUUUAUGUUGAGAAUUUUAGAAGCAUAUGCAAACAUGGAGAAAAUAAAACGGUUUCUAUUUUGCCCUCCACAAUUGUCGAGUAUAAGAUGACACUUUCAACCCCUUAGUUUUUUGUGUCCUCAGAAAGUCUAACAAGCAACUACUAAUUUCAUUUGGUACUCGUUUCGCCACCUCUUCAUACCAAACGUAACAGAAUACUUUAUUGUUACCUAUGUCAUAGAUUGUAAAAUUAUAGGUUGCAAUUUUACUUUUAUAAUAAAAUGUACUUACUUCUGAUUGAGGGGUAACUAAUAUCUUUUGUAGGUCAAAACACGCAACACAUAAAGUUUUAUCCUCAGUAGCUAGUUCUUUAUCCACAUCUUUCAAUUUUCGGACUGCAACUUUGUUAGCCAAGUGUUGAUCACAUUUUUCUUGCAAUUUCAAUUUUAUGUCAUAAUCAGCAUCUGUAUAACCCGUGCAUAGUUGACACUGAUCUUUUUUGUUUUAAAUAAUGCUAUAUUGAAUUCCAAGUUGAAAAUUUCAUGAUAUUGCUGUUCACUUGCAAUCUGUACUGAAUUGGUUCCAAUAUGCUCUCUGUACAUUUUACUAAUAUUUAAACUAUCUUCCAAACACAUUUUCUUUGAAUGUUUUCUAUUAUAAUGGGAAGGAACUAAUGGCAACAAUUUAAUAUUCUUACACUUACUCUUAGAGUUCUUACACUUUCCUUAAUAUCUUCUACAAUUUUAUUGGGUCUUACAGUAUGGCGUCCCUGCAUAUCCUUUUCUAAAGUGCCACCUUCUCCAAUUUUUUUCAAGGCAGUUGUAACCCAGGUUUCUGAUAUACCCAGUUUGUUUAAAAACAUUGUUUUACAAAUUUUUAUUCUUUUAUUAUCAAGCAGAAAAUUAUAUUCUCGGGAAAAAUUGCGCCUUGACUCGUUUUCUUUAUUACCUGUCUCUUUUCUCUUUGAUGAACAUAUUUUGUUAAUAAAUCCCAUUGCCUGAUAUGGUCUCCAAUAAUUUUCAAAUAUUUUUUGCCUAUUUUCCAAAAAUUUUUCUGUGCACCCAUUUCUGCAAUUCUCGUUGCAUGGUGCUUUCAUGAUCCUAGAUGGAAUUACUUUGCCUGCUCUAUUUUCAUGUUUAUUUCCUACAUUAAGUUCUUUUUUAGCCUUAUUGUCUUUCCACUCCUGUUGAUUUCUUACACACUUUCUUUCUUUCGUGUUUGUCAUUGCUAUUUUUCUUUUAGUUUAGGUUUAUUACUACUAUAUUGUUUUUCACCUUCUGAUUCAGCAUUAUCAUCAGUAGGAACAUAAUGUAGAUCCUUAUCAGAACAGUUGGAAUUUUCGAUAUCAUGAUAGUUGAAAAGACAUUGCUUCUAUACAUAAUUAAUAAUUUUAUUCUACACCUCAGUUAUCACGAUAGAAUCACUUUCUAUCUUUCCUGUUGGUUCCACAGGUAUUGGUGAAGACAGCUCUGUAACAUUUAGAAACAAUAGUUAAAACUGUAUGACUCCUGAACUAUAUUUUAUGAUGUUUCUGAUAGUAAUAAGAAUUCAGAUAUAAACAAUACCUACUAGGUAUUAAUAGCUUUUAUGAUGGCAAAAGGAAAUUUGAAGUGUUACCAAAAUAAUAAUGUUAUUGCUUUUGUAUCUAUACUUACCAGGGUCAGUUUGUUAACUAAUUUUCUUAGAUAACUCCAAUAUAUGUUUAAUUCUAUUCAUAUUUUAAAUUUGAAACACUGUUCACACAAAGCUCAAGCAAAUAUUUAUGUAUGUGCAUAACCUCAAAAAGUUAUUCACGAAAAUGCAAACAAGUCAAUAGUAACUCAAAGGAGCCACAGUACUAUCUAGACAUUUUGCAAAGAAAACUGUAGUAACUCAAUAUACGACCAAUAUUGUUUAAAAUAUGAUAAUUAUGUAGCCAAGAUUACAGUAACUCAACUUAAUGCAGUUAUCGUUGAAAAUGUGGUAAGUUAUUUGAGAUACUAUAAAACUGAAUUGUGUAUUUUAAGUUGACUAUACAGCUGCUAGAGUUACCACAAUAUAAUAUGUUACAGCUACAUAUAGAAUAUUUCAGAAGGUAGUAACUCAAAUCAUACAAACAUUGAGUUACUACAAUUUUCGUUGCAUUAGUCCAUAUUUCACUAUUUAGCUAUAUCAUAUAGUAUAGCUUCCCAUGCAUGACUAGAUAAACAAAUAUAUUUAUUUUAUUAAAUUUAACCCUGAACAUUUGUCUGAAACUAUAAUACCAACUCAAAAUAUAAUUUUAGCUGACUUUGAACUCCCACUUCAUCAAUGAUCUUGGAUUAGAUUCUCUAGACCAUGUCGAAGUCAUUAUGGCCAUGGAAGAUGAAUUCGGCUUUGAAAUCCCAGAUGCUGAUGCAGAAAAAUUACUGAGACCUGCAGAUAUUGUGCGGUACGUUGGAGACAAAGAGGAUAUAUAUGAAUAAGUAAUGAAAUAUGUAAAAUAUAAAGUAAAUUACUGUACUCCUGUCAUAUAGUGUUAUAAUUAAGUUUAUUAAAUAAAAUAUUAAAUUAU
Messenger RNA from Diabrotica balteata, 5577 nucleotides. The record is from the annotation of a GenBank genome assembly. NCBI's taxonomy places the organism in Eukaryota, Metazoa, Arthropoda, Insecta, Coleoptera, Chrysomelidae.